AGGAGAUGUCGACAAGAUGACAGCGGCCGUAUGACGCUCGUUUCGUUAAUUCUUGGCUACAGGUUUAGCGUAUACCAAGAAGGAAAAUCGUUCGCGGACGGAACGAACGAUUUAUGCCUCGUUACGGUGGCACGUCCGUCUCAGUGGAUUCUCUGUCUCGAAACGAGAUUGUAAUCAGGCGAAUUCGGGUGAGAGCCGCGACCGCCGCGCCCGUGCAAUGUACACAGCGGCCUGAAUUGUGCUUGAAAUCAUCACCGUCCCCGGGGAGUCCUUCCUUUAAACGGCCUGGAGUGGAGUAAUGAGCGUUUUCGGGGAUUUCCAGCGUGUCUGGGUACAAAGAUUCCCGGACAGCGCCUUGCCGGCGGCCUGGGAAGAGGACGUCAGGGCCAACCUAGUCAAGCAUAAACAGAAGGUAACUGCUUUGAGAGAAGAACUUGAAAAAGAAGAAUUUUAUGUGGAAUAUUUAGAAAAGUUGUUAGCUGAUGUGGAACGCCAUAAGCAACUGGCAAAUAGUAAUGCUGCAACCACUCCUGACAAACAGCUACCCAUAGAAUCUCAAAAUCAACACACUUGUCAAACAACAGAAAAUAAUUUGCCUGAUUCUACAAGCUCAUCUAAUGUUCAGCAUGUGGAAUCAUUGGCUCCACCUCUUCCUGCACGUGAAGAUAUAAGUAAAUUUCAAGACAAGUGUGUUUCUGAGUUGAGCUCUACUCUUAGUACAAGCAAAAGACCCAAAAGUGAGAUACCAAGGAGUCCUGAUAAAGUGCCUGAACUUAGAAGAAACAGUGACCCAGAUGUGCCAAGUAAUUAUGUCACUGUAAUUGAAGUAACUGGAAGUUCAAAAAAAGAUAAAAAUGAAGAAUCUCUUAAAGAGGAAGAUGAGAAAGAUUUGGAAAAUGCAGUUAAUGAAGAUGGAGAAGAUGGUGAUGCAGAGGCAUCAGAAGAAGAACCUUACUAUGAUUCUGUAGCUUUAGAUCAAACAGGAGAAUAUGUAUAUAUUGAUGCUCGUGUUCCACCUGUUGGAAACAAUAAUGGCAGUAGGGCACCACCAAGGAGACCACCCUCUCUGCCAGAUUCCCCAGGGAAUCAAAGUAACUAUGUCAACAUUGAUUAUUUCAUUCAACAUCGAGCAGCAAUGGAUAGUGAAGAUGAAGAGGGUGCAAGCCCUGCACCGACGAUUUUAUUGCGCGCUCUUAGUACCGAUAAUGAAACAGGCAGUAGUGACGCGGAACCUUUGAGCCUAAGCGAAGGUAGCUUAGAAUCACCAACUCCAACUACACCUCGCCGGCAAGAGAAAAGCAAAGACCGUGACGAUGACAGAACAUCUAUGAUUAAAUGCAUCGUAAAUUCGGUUGUAGAAAGUGAAACUAUAUAUGUCGAAUGUCUAAACGUAAUGCUGCAAUAUAUGAAAGCCAUCAGGGCGACGUUAACAACAUCUCAACCUGUUAUUUCUGAAGAUGAAUUUGGCACAAUGUUUUACAAAAUUCCUGAAUUACACGCGUUGCAUCAAACAUUUUUGGAUGGUCUUAGAAAGAAACUAGAAAAGUGGGACAAUAAAACUGCAAUAGGUGAACAAUUUAAAGUAAUGGCCAGCAACAUAAGAUUAUACGGAGCUUUUCUACAUAACUAUGCCCGUGCUACUGAUACCGUGCGAAGAUGUUCCGCACAUUCUACUCAAUUCGGUGAAAUUACAAGAGAUAUAAGACUCAGAGGAUUUCCCAAAGGACCAGGUUUAUCUCUUGAAGAUCUUUUACAUAAACCAGUAGCUCGAGUACAAAAAAAUGCACUAGUAUUGCAUGAUCUUCUUAAGCAUACACCAGUGAAUCAUGCAGAUCAUGCACCGCUUUCAGAAGCUCUUGCUAUGACUAGAAAUUUUCUAGACGAAUUCAACAUCAUUCAGACGAAAUCAAUGUUUCCGAGUCAUGAUAGAGCACAACGAAGAUUAGUGAAAAACUCGUUUGUGGUUGAAUUAUCCGAUGGUCAUAGGAAGUUGAGACAUCUUUUUCUUUUUAACGACGUUAUUGCCUGUGCAAAGUAUAAAGCUUCUGGUAGAGACAAAUUUACAUUUGAAUUAAAGUGGUAUGUACCAGUGGCAGAGGCAGUAGUGACAGAAGAUGGUGUUGAACCACGUGAGACUAGUCCAGCUAACGUUGUAGCUUUGAGGUCACAAGCAUGUACAGUACGUGACCAGAUUUUAUGGGAAGAACGGAACGAUGAAAAACGAAUUAAACUUGGUGGUAGAGGUUCAGAAAAAAAUAGGAAGAAACUUGCUGAGCUUGAAGCUCAAUUAGUAUUAGCAUCUCCAAAUUUAGUAUUACGCGUUGCACAUAAAAGUCAGCAUCGAGUACAAAAUUCGUACACAUUCUUUCUAUCCAGUGAAUUUGAACGUUCUCAAUGGGUUGAAGCGGUGGAGGCAUUGCAACAGGUAAUGCGUUCCCAUAUGUACCUAGAUAAGUCAAAGGGUGGACAACCUCCUGGGCCAUUACCUUUAUCAAUGUACGAACUGCAGGCUUGGGUUACAGCCUGUCGCACUUAUCUUCAAACAGAUAUGGGCAGCUAUUUACUAAGAUCAGGACGCGAUGAAAGUUUAUUACUGGGCGAUCUCCAUUUGACUUUACUUGGUUUGACACCGCCAGGUUUAGAUAGAGUGGGAGAUCUAUACAUUAUCGUUGAAGUUGAUAGUUACGGACAUUAUUUCAAACGUGCAAGAAGUCGAGUCGCAAGAGGUCAAGCUCCAACUUGGGGUGAAACAUUUGUUGUCGAAUUGGAAGGAAGUCAAAAUGUUAGAAUUUUAUUGUACGAAGAAUGUGGAACGCGUUCUGUAUUGCGAGGUAAAUGCAUACAAAGAUUAAGCAGAUCUUGGCUUCAAUCAGAUCAAGUAGAGAGAUCAUUAAAUUUAGACUCAGCCACCUUAGACGUGGCUCUUCGUUUCGUUCCAAGUGAGGUGACAUUAAGACGAGUACCGUCUGCGAAACCUCAAGGUCUAUUUGGAGCUAAAAUUCAACAAGUGUGCAAACGCGAGAAACGUGAUGUUCCUUUUAUCAUAACAGCAUGCGUUAGGGAGGUGGAAAGGAGAGGAGUUGGAGAAGUGGGGUUAUAUCGCGUUUCUGGCUCAGCUUCAGAUUUAACAAAAUUGCGAAAAUCGUUUGAAAGCAACUCGUACGAAGCAGAACAAUUGCUUAAAGAGGUUGACGUUCACUCCGUAACAGGUGUACUCAAGUUGUAUCUUCGAGAGAUGCCAGAAGCUCUCUUUACGGAUGCUCUUUACCCUUCAUUCUUAGAAGCUUUCCACACGGGCGACUUGUCAAAAGGUGCUGCUCUAAGAAGAGUGUACGAAAGCCUGCCAGCCGUGAACAAAGCGGUCAUCGACUUUCUGCUGGCUCAUUUGAUACGAGUUAACAAACACGAGGCUCAAAAUAAAAUGUCCUUGCACAACUUAGCAACGGUGUUUGGACCAACACUUCUACGUCCUGGCACAAAUUCGCGAUCUGACGCGAAGAGUCGAGACCCGUUGGCCGCGGGUACUGUGGACGUGAUGGCGCAGGCCGGUAUUCUUUACUGUUUCUUGCAAAUGCAUAUGCAACAGAACAAUCAGUCACUCUAGU
Molecule: messenger RNA, 3605 nt
Organism: Habropoda laboriosa
Lineage: Eukaryota; Metazoa; Arthropoda; Insecta; Hymenoptera; Apidae
Gene: RhoGAP1A
Product: active breakpoint cluster region-related protein
Exons: 13
Coding region: 299-3604 (1101 amino acids)
Biological process (GO): intracellular signal transduction; positive regulation of GTPase activity
Cellular component (GO): membrane
Molecular function (GO): GTPase activator activity; guanyl-nucleotide exchange factor activity
Source: RefSeq, a predicted model, not a curated record